Pogoniulus pusillus (Red-fronted tinkerbird) is the source of this 3675-nucleotide messenger RNA. It is a transcript of the gene AEBP2, whose product is annotated as AE binding protein 2. The record is from RefSeq and is a predicted model, not a curated record. Bases 25 to 1503 code for a protein of 492 amino acids. Gene Ontology annotation, cellular component: ESC/E(Z) complex. The transcript is spliced from 9 exons. Gene Ontology annotation, biological process: regulation of transcription by RNA polymerase II. NCBI's taxonomy places the organism in Eukaryota, Metazoa, Chordata, Aves, Piciformes, Lybiidae.
GGCGCGCAGCAGCUCGCAGGCGCCAUGGCGGCCGCUCGCAGCGACAUGGCGGAGCCGCAGGGGCUGCUUCCUGGCGAGGCGGCGGCCGCUGAGGAGGAGGAGGCUGCGGCUGCGUCCUCCUCGUCGCCUUCGUCCUCGGCGGCAGCGGCCGCGGCGGAGACGGAGGCUCUGCUGCUGUUGAACGGCGAGGCGGAGAGCAUGUCGGAGCCGAGCCCGGAGAGCGCUAGCCAGGCCGGGGACGGGGAGGACGAAGAUGAAGAGGAAGAGGAGGAGGAGGAAGAGGAGGGCGGCGAAGAGGAGGAGAGCAGCCUGGUGGGGAGUAGCAGCACGAGCAGCGGCUGCUGCAGCGACGAGACCCGCUCGCUAAGCCCCGGCGGCAGCAGCGAGGCCGACGCCAAGGAGGAGCCCAAGGGCCUCCGGGGCAGCCAGGAGGACGGGCUGGGCCGCGGCGGUGGAGGCGGCGGCGGGGGGAGCAGCUCUAGCAGCGUGUCCAGCGGCGGCGACGAGGGCUACGGCACCGGCGGCGGCGGCGGCAGUAGCAGCGGCAGCAGCUGCAGCGCCACGUCGGGGGGUCGGCGGGGCAGCCUGGAGAUGUCCUCGGACGGGGAGCCCCUCAGCCGCAUGGACUCAGAGGACAGCAUAAGCAGCACUAUUAUGGACGUAGACAGCACAAUUUCUAGUGGGCGUUCGACUCCAGUUAUGAUGAACGGACAGGGAGUUCCUGCCUCCUCUGCAAAGAGCAUUGCUUAUAACUGUUGCUGGGACCACUGUCAUGCCUGCUUCAGCUCCAGCCCAGAUUUGGCGGAUCACAUUCGCUCCAUACACGUGGAUGGUCAACGAGGAGGGGUGUUUGUUUGCUUGUGGAAAGGUUGCAAAGUAUAUAAUACACCUUCAACAAGUCAAAGUUGGUUGCAGAGGCAUAUGCUAACACACAGUGGGGACAAACCUUUCAAGUGUGUGGUCGGUGGGUGCAAUGCCAGCUUUGCAUCUCAGGGAGGACUUGCCCGUCACGUGCCCACACACUUCAGCCAGCAGAACUCGUCAAAAGUUGCCAGCCAGCCCAAGGCCAAAGAGGAAUCUCCAUCUAAAGCUGGAAUGAAUAAAAGAAGAAAGCUGAAAAACAAGAGACGACGAUCAUUACCAAGACCUCAUGACUUCUUUGAUGCACAAACACUGGAUGCUAUAAGACAUCGAGCCAUCUGCUUUAACCUCUCGGCACAUAUAGAAAGCUUAGGAAAAGGCCACAGUGUUGUAUUUCAUAGUACUGUAAUAGCUAAAAGAAAAGAAGAUUCUGGAAAAAUAAAACUCUUGCUUCAUUGGACGCCAGAGGACAUUCUGCCUGAUGUGUGGGUAAAUGAAAGUGAGCGACAUCAGUUAAAAACUAAAGUAGUUCAUUUAUCAAAACUACCAAAAGAUACUGCCUUGCUUCUGGACCCAAACAUAUACAGAAAUUCUAGUAAAGGAGGUACAUACAGUGGAAUCCUGAAAGAUCACUUCUGUUAAGAUCACAUACUGAACAAUGCCACAGAAGAGGUUGAAGAGGUAAAGCCCAAGCGAGUGGGGACACCUGCAGUCUUAGUCACUGACAAUGGAUUUAGAAAUAAAGUUGCACAUUAGUCAAAUCCCAUCUUUUUUUUUUUAAAUCUUAGAUAAAUAUUUAUGCUUAGUGUGAACAUUCUGUGAAUGAAGUUGAUGCUUCUGUGGAAUAUAUUAAUAUAUAUAUUACUGUAUGUCCACAUUUUCAUGGAAUGGUACAGUGGGAGACUGAGCAAACACUCUUCUGGCAACUUAGUGGAACAACUAAAAGGCUUUGCAUGCUUGCUUCUUUAAGCUGCUUCUUUCUUUAGUGAAUACAGUAGUUUAUAUUUGCUGAAAAGAAAAAGUAACCAUCACCAUUUCCUCCCAAUUCCCAAGAGAACUCAUAACAAGCUACUAGGCUGCUUGUCAAUGUUAACUAAAUAUAACACGUGCCACACAAUAAAACAACUGCCAAGGGAUUGUCCUGGUGCCCUCUGAGCAUGGUGGAUAGUAAUCAUUUGUCAUUUGUAAUCUCUUGUCCCUUUGCAGAUCCCUAAAAUAUGUUGGAUGGUGAUGUUUAAGCAAAUGUUGAUGGAAUGCUUGUCUUUUCCAGUCUACUCUGAAUACAUAUAGUACGGUUUAAAGAUAUUGAGAGUGUUGCAGUAUGUCUGACCCCCUUUUUCAGGAGUAGUGUAGUAUGUUGAUGAGAUCUGCUUCUAUGUGAUCUGUAUCAGUGGAUGGUUUUUGAAAAACCUCUGCUUAAGCAAUUAGUGUUAUGGGUGGUUUACUUUUUUAACCUCGUAGGAUCCCCAUUCACUGUAAAGUGUUCUUUUUUUAUUAUUAUUUGGCCUAAUGAUUUCUAGAUGUAAAGAAAAUGGUAUUUUUAAGAAAAAAAUAAUCUAGAAGUUCAAUCCUUUAUGCACCAAAGUUGGCUUUGAAAAGGAAAGUAAAAUCAUUUUCUUGCUUAAUAAGCAAGGAGACAUGGAUUUUUUUAACUGACAAAUAGAGAUGUGUCUAACCUGUUAGUCUUUGUACGGAGACAAAAAUGUUGCAUAUAGAUAAUAGGACAUUGCUUGUAAAUAUUUCAGCAGAUUUGUAAUAUAUUUUUAUAUUAUGAAAUGUACUGUAGAUGUUUUUCUAGAGGCAUGAAAGUUCAAAUGUAUAUAUUACGGUAGAAAUAAUAUUGAAGGAUAUUGUAAUUCACUAGUGCUGCCAGAAGAAUUGUUUAAAAGAAAGCACCUUCCUUAACAAUAAAAGCCCUCUUCUUUUGCAUACCUAAGGGACUAUAUACUACUGUUAAUAUCUGUUGUAAGAACAAAAACACAUUGAACAUCCUUCCCAGAAAUCUUAGAGGGAUGAAUAGUACCCAUAAUUAAUUCAUGGCGCUCCUUUCUAGUAGUGAACGUGGAAUUAGUUUUUUCCUUACUCUUGGAAGGAACUAAUAUGUAAAAUGUGUAUGGAUAUAUGCAGUCAAACUGCAGAGUUAGUCCUCCUUGUUGGGGAGGAGUUUACUACAGUGAAACUAAUAACCAGCAGUUUUUACACUAAAUUUUUAUUAAAUAGAGUAAAAGUUAAAGUAACCCUUUGGUGGCAGGAGCGAGCGCAUCCUAACGUGGUGCGGAGCACGUUCUGCAUCGGUACUGACACGAGAGUCUCGCCGAGCUCCGGGGGGUUGAAAAUGUUACUUGUGUACACACACGCAAAAAGAAAUCUUAGCAGACAAAAAGAAGUGCAAAUUAAAAGCACCACUAAUAUAAGAUGUUCUGGAAUGGUUGUUUAAUAAGGGUAUCAUUCAUGAAAUCUGUAGUGAUGUGACUUUAUUUUUGGGAAAAAAAAUGCAGUGGUUUGGAUUUUUUUUUUUUUUUUUUGGUUGAGUUUUGGUUUCGUUUUGCCUUUUUGUUCAUUUGUUUUUCAUUUUGCUUGAGCACUUCACCUACUGCUUUUUCUGUACCUGUAAAGUAAUCCGUACUCCUCGUUUCUGUUCUGUUCUGGAUUUGUUAUAAGGUUGCCAAAUAGAAGUGUUUUCAGAUGUAGUUUGUAUUUGUAUUUUGUUAAUUUUAUUGCUUCCUGAGUUUCUUGUAAGUCAUUUAUAAUUGACAGAUGAUUGUAGACCUUGCCUGAGUAUUUUUUCUAAUAAAACCGAGCAAACGAACGUCA